AUGCUUCCGACCGCACCAAGAGCGUCGGGAAAAGGUGGUUUCGCUCUAUACUAUCUCAACCAAGUUCAACCGCGUCGAAGAGGUUAUGCCACCUCGUUUUGCAGACCUUCGAGUUCCGCCUGGCAUGCCAGGCUGGCAGGCCGAAUUGGCAGAACCUGGCAGAGUUCUGCCAUCAACACUAGGCGCGUGGAGGAGGCAAAAACGAUUGAGGAGGUGGAACGGGUGCGCUCUCAGGCUAUGUUGCAACAAGCGGAUCGGAGGUUCGCCUCGAUUCCGGAACCAUUGGAUGUGGAAGACGUGGUCAAGCAGGUCACUGCACCACACGCCGCCGAUGAACUAGUUCUUUCGCCAAGCGAGAUACCCAUUCAGAGGUUUUGCGAGCUGUUGGACGCAGUCGAUUUCCCUGUGCAUGCUUUGAAGAGUGUGCAAAGGCUUGUCGAGAACGAGAAGGUGGAGCACAGUGCGCAGGGAGGCGUACUCGAUCGCAUGCCUCAGAAAGACCUCCCUCGCAGGUCCGAGCUCAAGCUCGCGCAACUCUUAGAGCGCGUGUCGCCCAUCGUACAGAACAUGGAGGAGCGGGUAGCAAGUUUCUUCCUUCUGACUCACUCGCAAGAAGAUACGAAAGCGCUGCUGCUCACUCACGAGCUGCUGAACGACGCGGAGCCGCUUUUCAUCAUCGACGUCGAAGAAUUCAACUCGAUGCUGUCAAGAAUGGCAGAAUGGGCCACCAAGGGGAUUUCUUCUGCGUCGUUUCACAUUCGGACGUUGAAGAGUAUGGGGAAAGCGACCAGUACCACGCAGACAUCCGGCAAGUGA
Molecule: messenger RNA, 816 nt
Organism: Schizophyllum commune H4-8
Lineage: Eukaryota; Fungi; Basidiomycota; Agaricomycetes; Agaricales; Schizophyllaceae
Exons: 4
Coding region: 1-816 (271 amino acids)
Source: RefSeq, a predicted model, not a curated record